This is a messenger RNA of Bathycoccus prasinos, 654 nucleotides long. RefSeq lists its product with no specific name. The transcript has a single exon. The coding region runs from base 1 to 654 and encodes 217 amino acids. The record is from RefSeq and is a predicted model, not a curated record. Lineage: Eukaryota; Viridiplantae; Chlorophyta; Mamiellophyceae; Mamiellales; Bathycoccaceae.
AUGAGUUCCAACUCUGGCGUCACGCCGGUUAUAGAAAAAACGUACGAACCGGACGAGAAGAACGUGAACGGUCUCAUCCAAGCCGGGUUCCCGAAGGAAAAAGCGGAAAAAGUGUUGCGAGCGAUUGGGAACGAAAACUGCUGCGGCCCUCAGAUCAAGUGGUUGUUCGCGCACGAUUUAGAGAGGAACAAAGCGAGAAACGAGUUGAAGAAACACGAGUCGUGUUUUACGAGCGAACACACCGAUUACGACGGCUACGCCAACGUUUGGGGGAACCAAAAUAAACAGCCAGACGCCGGCCGGUGUUGUCAAUCGUGCAAAGACUACGUUCCGAAAGCGCCGAAUUAUUAUCCGUGCAACGUUUGGGUGUAUUGUCCGAAAGAACAGGGCUGUUUCGCGCCGGCGGCUGGGGAGUUUAAAUACCAAGACUGUUGGUUGAAAUAUCAACACGAUCCUAUUCACGUUCACGUGAACAUGAAAGGCGAAUAUUCCGCUGAAUAUCGCAUCUCGCAUCCGACCGCGCCGGAAAUGGUCGAUUGGACCGCCGGGGUGGUGUUAACCGAGGAAGAGUUUCAUCGAAGCGAGGGCGAUUUAAAUCACACGUGGUCCGCUCGCUCGCACUGGAGAAAGCUGUUAGCCGAUAACAACAGAUAA